AUGGGUGGUCCUCCAAGCGCUAAAACAUAUAUGGGAUGGUGGGGUCAUAUCGGUUCUCCACGUCAGAAGGGUAUAACAUCAUAUGCCGUAUCUCCAUACGCUCAAAAGCCUUUAGCUGGUAUCUUCCACAAUGCAUACUCUAACACUUUCAGAAGAUUUAAGUCGCAGGUAUUAUAUAUAUUGAUCCCGGCCGGGAUAUACUAUUAUUGGUGGAAGAAUAGUAGCGAAUAUAAUGAGUAUUUGUACACUAAAGCAGGAAGGGAAGAACUUGAAAGAGUUAACGUCUGA
Molecule: messenger RNA, 288 nt
Organism: Naumovozyma castellii
Lineage: Eukaryota; Fungi; Ascomycota; Saccharomycetes; Saccharomycetales; Saccharomycetaceae
Gene: QCR8
Product: ubiquinol--cytochrome-c reductase subunit 8
Exons: 1
Coding region: 1-288 (95 amino acids)
Source: RefSeq, a predicted model, not a curated record